CCCUCCUCCAACAGCCGAGGCUGUCCCUCCCCCAUGCAGACAGGGGGCGCCACAGACGACAGCAAGACCAACCUCAUCGUCAACUACCUGCCCCAGAACAUGACCCAAGAGGAGUUCCGGAGCCUGUUUGGCAGCAUCGGGGAGAUCGAGUCCUGCAAGCUUGUCCGCGACAAGAUCACAGGACCGAGCUCCUCUCCUCCUCUGCUGACGUCUUCUCCUCUCUCUGUUCCAGGACAGAGCCUGGGUUACGGCUUCGUCAACUACAUCGACCCCAAGGACGCAGAGAAAGCCAUCAACACACUCAAUGGUCUCCGUUUGCAGACUAAGACCAUCAAGGUGUCCUAUGCAAGGCCCAGCUCUGCCUCCAUCCGGGACGCUAACCUGUACGUGAGCGGCCUGCCCAAGACCAUGACCCAGAAGGAGCUGGAGCAGCUGUUCUCUCAGUACGGCCGCAUCAUCACCUCACGCAUCCUGGUGGACCAGGUCACAGGGGGUUCCCGAGGCGUGGGCUUCAUCCGCUUUGAUAAGAGGAUAGAGGCUGAGGAGGCUAUUAAGGGUCUGAACGGCCAGAAGCCCUCCGGAGCCGCAGAGCCCAUCACCGUCAAGUUCGCCAACAACCCCAGCCAGAAGACCAGCCAGGCUCUGCUCUCCCAGCUGUACCAGUCCCCCAACCGCAGGUACCCCGGCCCCCUGCACCAUCAGGCCCAGAGGUUCAGGUUCUCCCCCAUCACCAUCGACAGCAUGACCAGUCUGGUGGGCAUGAACAUCCCUGGUCACACCGGCACCGGAUGGUGCAUCUUUGUCUACAACUUGUCUCCGGAUUCAGACGAGAGCGUCCUCUGGCAGCUCUUUGGGCCUUUUGGCGCCGUCAACAACGUCAAGGUCAUCCGCGACUUCAACACCAACAAGUGCAAAGGCUUCGGAUUCGUCACCAUGACGAAUUACGACGAAGCGGCCAUGGCCAUCGCCAGUCUCAACGGGUACCGGUUGGGCGAUCGAGUCCUGCAAGUCUCCUUCAAAACCAACAAGACCCACAAAUCCUGAAUGGGUCGUUCCUCAGUCCUGCUCCUCGUCCCCUUCCAUCAGCUUCACUAGCACCAUCACACAGCCCACCAAUACAGCGAUUCAGCUCAACAGGGACACAAACCAACUAAUCGACACAACCAACAACAACCACAAAAAAGAACUUGAGAUAUGGCUUAUAUUAUAACUUUGGACCUAUAAGCCAAUGUUGCCUAAGUAUUACAAAAUGAAAAUAUCCAACAUGAGUUCCGGGGGGGCGUUGUGGCGACACCCCGGUUGUAUAGCCUUUCUGUUCCUUGUGGUCGUUUAAUUAUUUCUCUCUUCUAUGUCAACGGUAGCAAAACCCCUUAGUCUCUUUACGUUCCUGAAGAGAAUGUCCUUUUUAGAUUUAACCUUUUCUUGGUCUUGAUUCAGGAUGUCUUUGUUUUUUAAAUCCGGAUCCACUGUCGUUAGAAUUUAACCUCCCUUAAGGCAGUAAACAGGGGAGUGGGCUCUUUUAAAAUCGGUGACCAUUCAUUCAUUUUAGUGUAUAUUAAUUCCCCCUAUCAACCAAGAGGUGUGACACCAUCCUGGUAACUCUGAUGCAGAAAAAUAUGAAUUUCUAACAUUGUUUUUGUUUUGUAUUGCAAACAAGACCCAUGUCCUUUUGUCACUAGGGUUAGGGAGAAGGGGUGAGGGAGGGGAUGGGUUAAGCUUUCCUGAUGACACACAUUAAGUGGUUUAAGAUUUAGAAGAAGAAAAAAACACACUGUUGCCAAAGAGAAAAUCUCUUUGCUUGAAAAAUGCGUUUAGAAUAAAUAUGAAAAUAAAGAGAAGAAAAUCUAUUUUUAUAAACGAUAAUUAAAAGAAUCAUUAUUGAUGAAUUUUUACAUGAAUCUGGAUUUGAAAAAGAGAAAAAUAUUUUGACUGGCUAGUAAGGGGAGCUGGGGGGGGAGGGAGGGGCGCGGGGGGGAAAACGCCACCAUGUCCUGUUUGUUCUGCUGUGGUAAUUUUUAGGAUCGAAGGUCUGUUUGUUUUCGGUGAGAAUCAGAUCGGCGAUGGUUUUGUAGACGGAAGGUUUUGUCAAUGGGAUGCAAAAAGGGAGGCAGGUGAUUUCAUAUAGUGCGUAAUAUUAUUCAACAGCGAUACCCAAAAGGGAAAUGGGCGGGGGUUCCCCCUAAGUGCCCCACUGUCGUCAUUGUUCAGAGCCCAAAGUGAAAAGACCCCAUGCAUCACGUGUUGUUCUGUUAGUCAUCAGUCUAUGGGAUAUUAGUAAAGGAAAUAUAUACACAUCUAUCCAUUUAGAGUACAUAAUGUAUACAUUAUCUAUCAUUUUCUUUGCUCUACGUUUGUGGAAUUCCGUUUGAAAAGAAACUUCCUUUUAGCGAUCAAAGGUAGGUGCUAUAUUACAUUAUUCACAUAUCUUAAAUAUCCAAGUUUGUUGUUCUGUGUUGUUUAGAAGAAAAAAAUAUAAUACUUCGAUGUUGGCAUUGACUUGAGCUGUUCUUUGUUUAUUUGUUUAUUGUUGGCCCCAAACUGGUGAGUCUGCUAUGGCUUGUCCAGGUGACUAAAUUAGGGCUGUUGUAAGCAUCACUUAACCAGUUUUAUUUGGCUUGCUGACUUUUAAGUUACUUGCUAAGCGUGAAACGUUUGUCAGAAUUCAAUAAUGAUUAGCUAGUUCUGUUAGUCUAGAUAUUUGUUUCCUGAAAGGAUCUAAUACAACGGUGUCUUUAUUUGUUGUGUGCAAAUAGAUAAUAUAUAGUCUACAUUUGUUUUACAAUAUCUACUGUAAUUCUGAGUUGUCAUUGUUUUCUGUUGGAUCUUGUCUUUAUCAUAUGACAACUUGAUGAAGUGGUGGUUCAGUUACUUGUGAGGAAUCCUGUUUAAUAUGUUGUCAUGUCGCUUGUGAAAAAAAAAGGAAAAAAAAACGUAAAACGAGACUAAAAACGAUGAUUUGGAGUAACCAUGACUACCACGACAAAAGAAACCGAACAAAAGCGUAGAAUAUAACUGUAUUUAUUUAUGGAUCAAUUGAUUGUUUCAUUGAAUCAACUAUUUAUUUAUGUAUUUAUUUAUUUAUACUGGUUGUGUAUUUAUUUAUUUAUUUAUGCACUGAUUUGUUUUAUUGUCUGUGUAUUUGCGUGAUUCUGGUACAGGGAAGGGGGGAAAGGGGGGGCAUAUUUGAGCAAAGGGAACUAAGUGACUGAAUGGAGAUGAGCUCUCUAGAUAGUCCACUGCACUGAGAACGUUUAAUACGUUUGUGCUUUGUACCAAUAUAUCAAAAUUACAACAAAAAAUCAAAAAGCCGAAAACAAAAAAAAAAUCCAGGGGGUUGCAAACUCUUAACUUAUGAGUAGAAACUGUUACUUGCUAUGCAUAACCUAGUUGAUAGUUAAAUUUGCUAUUGCUUUUUUCUUGUCUUGUUAAACAAAAAACCCUUAAAAUCUUUUUCAAUAAAGUUUAGUCUUAAUAGAAUGUUAUAACAGUCGUUCUGGUUCAAUAUAACCUGUGGUGAGUUUGUGUCGUUUUAAAAGCCACUUCGCACCCUCCCUCCACGCACUAACGCAUCGUGAUGAAACUUUAUGCAAAUACUUGGGUCUGAAACAUAACUUUCGGUUGUCAUGACAUCCUAUAUUGUGGCGGAUUGGGCACACGUAUGUACUUCAGGAGAAGGAUGUCCAAUCGUGUGUGAGGGUCAUUCAUUGCACUGGACCAAUCAGUGAAAUCAUCUCAGCAGAGUCUAACCUAUUUUACAAAGAAUCACCAUGUUUUCAAACAACAUCGCUUGCUCCUCUACAGAGAUACCAUGAAUCCAUUGCACUAACUGUAUCUACCACAGUUAGAUAUACAAACCUAAAAAAAAAAAACUUUUAGGUUUUUCAAACACUGAAGGUAUUUAAUGGAUUAAACCCAUUGUAUAUUUUAUAUACUAUAAUAUAGUAAAUAUAUAUAUUUUGAAAGGUAAAGGUAUAAGGCAUGGUUCCUGAUGUAUUUCAAUUGGAUUUUUGUGGAGACAUUAUUAGACAGAAAGGGGGUGUGGGUUCAAAGUUAAAUACUCAGACCAUACCUUCACUCUCACGCCACUGCCCUCAUCCAACCGCCAUCCAAACGCCGUUCGACCAUUAUCCAACCGUCAUCCAACCGUCAUCCAACCACCUACAGUCCUGACCUUUGACCUGCACCAUCACCAGACCCGUUCACGCUCUCUUGGCGAUGGGAGCUUGAGUUAUGCAACGACCCCGGUAGAAUGUGGUUCUGAAGAAUGAACACAUUUCCUUGUGUCUUUUAAACUCUUACUGACGUGUGCCUGUGUUCUGUGCAUACCCUGCCUGUCUGAGUACCUGUGCGAGUGUGUGUUAUGAACGUUCAUGUUUCAGCGUGUGAAUGUGUGUGUGUGUGUGUGCAUCCGUGUGUGCGCAUGCAAGGGCGUUUGAUGACAUUGGGCGGAUUCAUCUGGCCCCAUGGCCGACCCCUACGGCUGGCACCUUCCCCUGUAGCUCCCUACAGAGGCUGUGAUAGGAGGGCCCCCCAUGGUCUGGGGGGGGGGGGUGAACACAGGAAUCAGGCUCUGUCCAUUCAUCUUCCUUAUGACAUGUAUCUGUUUGUUUACUAUCGGAAAAAUCUAUUAAACUCUUUUAAUCUUUAAAGACAAAAAAAUGACGAAAAAAGAUGUUCACUGGUCCUAACCGGCCUCUCCUAUUUACGUUUAAUACUUAUCAAUCAAUUAUUAUGAUUAUUAUCGGUAUUAUUCUUAUUCUUAUAAUUAAUCCAAUUACUGCGAUGAAUGACUUCAUGUUAUCCUUGCUAGUUUAGGUCAUUUCUGAAACUGGAAACAAAAAUAAAAAUCUUGCUGUAAAUGUUUGUUUUUUCUUUUUCAUAAGACUGUUGUGUUUGAAUUAUUUGUACUUUUGAAUGUUGGGACAAUAAAUUGAGGUGUUGAGAA
Messenger RNA from Hypomesus transpacificus, 4945 nucleotides. RefSeq names its product ELAV like neuron-specific RNA binding protein 4 (gene elavl4). Gene Ontology annotation, cellular component: ribonucleoprotein complex. Lineage: Eukaryota; Metazoa; Chordata; Actinopteri; Osmeriformes; Osmeridae. Gene Ontology annotation, molecular function: RNA binding. Bases 34 to 1044 code for a protein of 336 amino acids. The transcript is spliced from 5 exons. The record is from RefSeq and is a predicted model, not a curated record.